AUGUGCAAGAUAACUGGGCUUCGAGUCCCCAAUGGUCCAACGACACACUAUGUACCCCUUGAACGCUCUCAACACCCUCUUGUGAAGGUAGACCCAAAUGCUAUCAAGUCGUAUAACCCAGAGCAACUACCAUUGCGUACCCAUUCGGAAAUGCUCCAACAAGGUCAGGAAGUUGAAAAUGCACCCUCGACUGCAGCCGCCAAUCGCCUGGCCAAACAAUAUGGUGUCAAAGGUGUCCCACUUCUCUCUCACCUUGAUUCCCUGUCCUUUCCCGGUUCCUUUCCAUACGAUUUCAUGCACUUGAUCUGGGAAAAUUUAAUCAAAAAUCUUGUGCUUCUCUGGACUGGCGAGUUUAAGGGGCUUGAUGAAGGUAGUGGUGAAUAUGUUCUGGGGAAAGCCGUUUGGGAAGCAGUUGCAUCUCUCGGAGCCUCAGCUGGUGACACAAUACCAUCGGCAUAUGGAAGUCGCAUACCAAAUUUAUCGAAAGAUCGUCCCAACGUCUCUGCAGAGAUGUGGGGGUUUUGGACUCAGUACCUUGGGCCAGUUCUUCUUCACCGCCGUUUCCGCAAGGAGAGAUACUACCGUCACUUCCUGGAACUUGUCCGACUACUCAACAUUUGUCUAAAAUUCGAAAAUACGCGAGCGGAGAUUGAUGAAGUUCGGCUUGGUUUUGUGGAUUGGGUUCAGAAAUAUGAGAAGUUCUAUUACCAGUAUAAGCCAGACUGUCUGCCUACAUGUCCGCUUACCAUCCAUGCCCUAUUGCAUAUUGCCGAUUCAAUCAAAUUCUGUGGACCGGUUUGGGCUUACUGGGCUUUCCCAAUGGAGCGUUUCUGUGGUACUCUCACCCCAGCAAUCCGAAGCAGGCGACAUCCUUGGGCUUCGCUGGACCGACACAUCCUUGAGGUUGCUCAGCUGACGCAGGUCAAGAUGGUAUACAAUGUUGUUCGUGAUCUAGAUUUGGACUAUGAUUCAGACGACGAGUCAGAUUCAACUCAGGAUGGCUUUUCUGACCCAGCUUGUUGCGUAUUAUCAUUUCCCCUGAUUUCCAAAUUGAUUAUAGUUCAAGAUCCAAGCUGCAUUCUCCUACCACCCCGAGCGCCUCUCCGUCCAACAGAGACUCAGGUCCGAGCCAUUGCGGGUGCCAUCGUCACUCGCACUGGCUGUACUAUCACACAGGCCAACAUUGCUCUUCGACAUGCACUGAUUGAGGAGUAUGGUCGGGUGAAACGUAUCGACUCUGAGGCAGGUGACACGAUGCGAAGCUCUAAUCUUGGUAUCCGGCCUGAAGACUCACGCGACAACACCUAUAUUUCUUACUAUGCAAUUAUUGACUUAAAUGCCAGAAACAAGAAGGCACCAUUCAAGUAUGCUAAAGAAGUGUUUUAUGGUCAACUAAACCACAUUUACCGUAUCACAUUCCCCACGGCUCUCCCGACAUUGAAUAUCUCAGCGGCGACAACUAUGAUCUUUGCAGCCAUCCGGACCUGUAACGUGGAACCAGUGAAGAACAAGAUAGAUAAGACACUGUCAUGCCUCAAUAUCCGAAUGUAUUCUGGACAUCGAGAGCUUGACAUCAUUGACAUGAAGAACAUUGUUGGUCUUGUCGGGCGUAUUCCAUUGACAUCCAAUCGGUGGGCAAUUAUUGAUCGGAAUGCGGUUUUAGAGCUAGCUGAAUGGGAGGGUGACAUAAACGCUGACCAAAGUAAUAGAUAG
Messenger RNA from Mycena indigotica, 1713 nucleotides. RefSeq lists its product as uncharacterized. The transcript has 3 exons. Lineage: Eukaryota; Fungi; Basidiomycota; Agaricomycetes; Agaricales; Mycenaceae. The record is from RefSeq and is a predicted model, not a curated record. Bases 1 to 1713 code for a protein of 570 amino acids.